AUGUCUAUGACAUUGGCGACCACAUGGGUGCGUAGAGGCGUCGCCGCGCAAUUCCCGACAAAAUACGAUGUAGACGAGGAAGAACUCGGGCGCAUUUCGAGACUGGCACGGCUACAACUAGAAGAUGCUAAACAGGAUCUCGAGGAGGCGCGACGUCCUUCGGAGGACGGUCACGACGACGACACAGGAAGCGAUGCAGAGGAGACUGGCAAUAAGCAGAGACCAAAUGGCAAUCCAAGCAAUCGUCAAGACGACGACGACGACCUUGCGGAAUACAACCUCGAUGACUACGACAAUGACGAAGAGCCUGUCACAGGCGAAAAAUUCGCAAUGUCUGGCAACGUGAAGUCCCUAGCAUACCAUGCACCCGGAGAAGACGACCCAUAUCUUGUUCUCCCAGAGGGCGACCGGGACUCAGACGACGAGCGAGAAGACCUACAGAUUUUAGCAUCAGAUAAUCUGAUCCUCGCGGCAAAAGUGGAGGAUGAGGUCGCUCACCUGGAGGUCUACGUCUACGAGGACGACAAUGACAAUCUGUAUGUGCAUCAUGAUAUCAUGCUGCCGGCUGUACCAUUAGCAGUCGAGUGGGUGGAUUUUCCCGUUGGUCCCGACUCAGGCAAGAGAGACACUGGCAACUUCGUUGCUGUCGGCACAAUGAGCCCCGAGAUCGAAGUCUGGGACUUAGACACAGUCGAUAGCAUGUACCCCAACGCGAUACUAGGGCAAGCGCCUGAGAACGAUUCUACUGUCACCAGUCAAGGGUCGAAAAAGAGUAAAAAGCAGAAGAAGCCCAAACCCAAACUCAACGACGAAUAUCACGUCGAUGCCGUACUAGCAUUAGCCGCCAAUCGACAACACAGAAACCUCCUGGCAUCAGCAUCAGCAGACAAGACCGUGAAGCUCUGGGACCUCACCACAGGCAAGUGCGCCAAGUCAUACAGAAUGCACACCGACAAAGUGUGUGCUCUAGACUGGCACCCCACAGAGUCGACGAUCUUGCUCAGUGGAAGCUACGACAGGACCGUCGUGGCAACGGAUAUGCGAGCACCAGACGCUGAAGCGCCACGAUGGGUUGUGUCUGCAGAUGUGGAGCGAGUACGCUGGGACUCCCACGAUCCGAACUUCUUCUACGUCACUACAGAGGCCGGCACAGUGCAGUGCUUUGAUGCGAGAUCGCCUCCUCAGAAGCACGACCAGCCAAGCAAGGCGGUCUGGACACUUCAGGCUCACGAUAGCCCGGUCAGCGCUUUCGACAUCAAUCCUGCAGUGCCUGGCUUCCUGGUGACUGGGUCGGAAGAUAAGAGAGUCAAGCUUUGGAAUGUUCAAGAUGGCAAGCCCAGUAUGGUGGUCUCGCGGAAUGUUGAUGUAGGACGCAUCUUCUCAGCACAGUUUGCUCCAGACCUGGAAGUCGCUUUCCGAUUAUCAGUAGCUGGUAGCAGAGGGCAGUUGCAGGUGUGGGACACAAGCACCAAUCCCAAUGUUCGAAACGUCUUUGGCGGUCGAGUAAAGAUGCCGGCGGACUCAGGCAAUGGUGAAAGAAUGGUCGCUGUGGCCGAGAGCGACAGUGAAAGUGAGAGCGACGAGGAGGAUGCGGGUCAAGGAGGCAUGGCUGUUGAAGGAGAUGAGGCUGGCGGUCUAGAUGGGUGGGAGUCCAUGGAUGAGAAUUAG
Messenger RNA from Cyphellophora attinorum, 1668 nucleotides. RefSeq names its product putative WD repeat-containing protein. Gene Ontology annotation, molecular function: protein binding. The transcript has a single exon. Gene Ontology annotation, biological process: rRNA processing. Gene Ontology annotation, cellular component: nucleus. The coding region runs from base 1 to 1668 and encodes 555 amino acids. NCBI's taxonomy places the organism in Eukaryota, Fungi, Ascomycota, Eurotiomycetes, Chaetothyriales, Cyphellophoraceae. The record is from RefSeq and is a predicted model, not a curated record.